Molecule: messenger RNA, 9464 nt
Organism: Danio rerio (zebrafish)
Lineage: Eukaryota; Metazoa; Chordata; Actinopteri; Cypriniformes; Danionidae
Source: RefSeq, a predicted model, not a curated record
GAAACAAAGCGGGAAUCAUGGGAAUUCUGCUCGAUCUUUGGAAAACCGGAAGUGGAGGGAGAUUCGAAACACAGCGGAUUACAGACGCGCGAUGUGCUUAUUAAAAGCAUGGCAUGAUGCUGAAUGCUGCAGGGCGGAGAGCGUCUGGACGUCCUCCCAAACUCACCAGAAGUGCCAAGAAUGGAAGUGAAGCUGGAGGUUUUGCUGUCGUCCAGCAUCAAGCGCAGGAAGCCGUGGCCCAGAUUCUGCUGGCUGGGCAGAGAAAAGGAAGGGGUUUUUCUAUUAGAUGACAACCGAAUCAGUGAAAUCCAUUUGUCAUCAGGACGGACCAAAAAGAAGACCCCCAAACUCCAGCCGCUGCUGCAGAGGGUGGUGACCAUGUCAGCGUCUCAGAACGGCAUGUGGCUGGUGGGUCUGCUGGUCUCUGGUGAACUCUUCCUGUGGAAUAAAGACAAGGAUUUAUUGAAGACGGUCUCCGCUGUUCCUGAAGUUCAUCAGCUGCUUUCUCACAUCAAAGCCUCACUGUCUCCAGUUCCUCUUUCUCUGCUGGUUUCGGAGUCUGCUCAGAGAGUGGUGCUGGCCGCUCUUACCGGACAGGUUUUCCUCUGGGAGUGUUCAGCACCUCAGGAUCUGAGCGGGCCACGGGACGGGAUCAUCGCGGGCCACUGGAGUCAGAUAUCCUGCCAGGAAAACACUCCGCUGCCCUCCACAGCAGACAAAGAGGCUUCCCUUCACUGUGUGUUUGUGAAGAGCCAGGCUGUUGGUGACGUGUGUCUGAGCGCAUUCGUCUUCACUGCUGAAGCGCAGCUCAUCGUCACCUUCCUGAAGAUCCAGUGGGACUCCACAUGGGACAGUAAACUCGGUUCAGCAGGUUUCCGAGUGGACUGGAUCUCGAAGAGUUACCCGCUGAACCAGCUCCAGCCUCCGUGUAAACCGGUGAAGUCCAGAGGUGCUCUGGUCCCAGCGUUCUCUCCAGACGGUCAGCUGCUGGCAGUGGUGCUAAACCAGAAAGACCCCAGGGCUACCCAGGUGAUGUUCAUCAGCACGCUGAACUUUGUGACCGUGUCCAGUCUGUUAGGAGGAUGCGGCGUGAAGGUGCUCAGUAUACCAGCUAAAUAUGUCAGGUCGUACUGGGUUUGCUGUGUGAGCUGGAUGGCAGAAGGCCUUUAUCUGGCCUGUGUGCUGAAGCGAGGCUCUCUGCUCAUGCUGGCUCGUCUGGCCGGACUCGUCUCUCUCUCCACCACAGGAAGUAGCCUGGAGUUCAGCGCUAGUCACUUCCUGCCUCUUCACCCUCUGGUCACUUACAGGCCUCCAGGCUCCCAGCAGGCAGAAGACGGUGGCCAGUGCAGCUCCAGCAUGUCUCUGCGGGACCCCCUGAGGCAGCGCUACUCCGUCACCUGCCACCAUCUCCAGCCGUUCCUCCUGGUGUCGGACGGCUACAUGGUGACGGUGCUGCGGAUGAGCAGACGGCCGAGUGCUGCUGCGCUGGUGAGCAGCCUGCUGAUGGACGCCGCACAGGGGCUGGAGGACAUGCGCAGGAGUCUGGCAGCAGCUCAGCCUCAGGCCAGGUCGUGGCUGGAGUCCAUGUCCUCUCUGACGCUCACUGGAAGUUUUGUGGCUCUGAAAGAGAAAGAAUCGCUGCUGUCCACUUUACCUCUGUACCUGCAGGACACUGGAGACUCAGAGAGAGCUCAGGAUGAGGAAGACUCUGAUGAAGCUCCGUGUGUGCGCUCGCACAUGGAGGAUGAAGGCCGGCUGGAGUUUGCGAGUAUGUUCGACACUCUCCACGCUCACACACACUCUCCCACACACGCCGAACCCUUGGAUCUGAAGGGUCUCCAUAGGAGCGUCAUCACGGCCUGGGCUCUGUGUGUUUCUCUGAGCGUCCCGCAGCCAGAGCGACUCCUCCGCUUCUCAAUCCUCUGCAUCGGUCGACUCAUGAAGCUCCUCCAGCUCUCAGACUCCAGCAGGAGGACUAGAGGAUCAUGGGUAACCCCCACCAUCCACACCUUCAGGACUCUGCUGGGUUUUCUGCCAUGGGACGCCUCUCGUUCCUGUCUGAAUAUCGCAGUGGAGCUCUGCAAGUGUUUCGUGGAGAUGUUCCUCCCGAUUUCUGCAGCUGUUUCCUCGCAGAGCUUCAGCGCGGCUCUGUUGGUCCUUCAGCAAGCAUCUCAGAGUAUAAACCAGACCUACAGCCUCCUUCAGAGAGCAGUGCAUUAUGGGGAGAAUGACCAGCUAAUGUAUUCAUCUGACAUGUUUUCGGUUCCAGUGUUACGGGAAGAUGCAGGGAUGCCGCUACAGACAGCACCUUCUAAAAGAUUGCUGGUCAUUUGGCGUGAGGUCUACAGACAGGCUUUGGGCUAUCAGGAAGAGUUACGUCACAGCAGAGGUCAAGCUGGUGUAAAGGGCGAGAUUGAGAAGAUGUCACUGAUCAUACCUCAGAUCCAGCAAGCUUUACAGUCAGCUGGAGAGCGUCUGGAGGAGAGCCACGCGCUGCGCUGUUUCACCGGUGAACAGCACUUCAUUUUAGGAGAAUAUUCAGAGAGUGUCCGGGUGUGGAGGAAUCAACUGUGGGCCGAGAGAGAGAGAGCGGGCCCGAUGGCGUGUUAUAUGGAGACUCGCUGCUGUCUGGCUCUCCUCUACUGUCAGCUGUUUCAGUAUCGCCUACGGGACGCUCAGGCUCUCUGUGACCGUCUGGCUCUGCUGCUUCAUCCACAGACUGGACCAGAGGAACAGCAGACAGAAUGCGAUGAGCUGGUGUUGGAUGCUGUUGGUCGUGAAGCGGCCUGCGCUGUGGUUCAGUCUCUGGCCAGGUUCAUGGCUGCGUAUUUCACCAACCAGCCACUCUUCAUCCUCCCGCCACACAAUGUAGAUGUGCUGCCACCACUGCAUUUACCACAACCGGCUGCUGCUCGUGUUGUGGAGCUGUCCCAGAGCCGUGUGUCGAUGUCGCUGCGCUCAGAUCAGUUGUCGGAGGUCUGGACGGUGGAUUACGCUCUGGAGCUGCUCCUGCUUGGCGGCCUGAUGCCUGAGGCUGUGUGGAUGGCACAGCGUCUGGGAGACUGGAAGAUGGCCGCUUCCCUCAGCCUGGCCUACAGCAGAUACUGCAGCAGCCGGCUGGACUUCAGCAGGCUGCAGUGGAGGGAGCUGCAUCUUCCCUCAGAGCUGAAGCCUGCUGAGAUCUUCCAGGAGCAGCUGGAGGUCCUGCUGAGUCCAGCGCUGGAGUCUGAAGGAGAGACGCACUCUGACGCGGCAGAUGUUGAGGAUGUGGACACUCUGCAGGCUUCAGUGCAGGAGAUCCUGAAGGCGUCUGUCAUGGCGGAGCUGGACGUUCUCUCUCAGCCUAUUACAAGUCUGCUGGACGCGGCCAAAGAGAGAGCGACAUCACUUUCUGCGCUGGUUCCUGCUGCCUUCUACCUGCCUGCUCCUCCUCUGUACUGUCCGCAGCCUUCAGCAAACACACAGGACCAUAUAGAGGAUCCGGCUCUGCUUCAGGAAAGAGCGUGUCGUUCUCAGGUGUCUGGUCUCCUCCAGAAGCUCCUGCUGCUCUUCAGGGCGUCCCACAGCUCUCGUCCUGCAGCGCAGUGGUACAUCAGCAGCCUGAAACAGUGCAGACACGCACUCAACAAGAUCCAGAAGAGAGCAUCCGUGCCUAAAGCUGAGCUGAUUCCUGACGGACUGAAGAAGUUUUCCACCCAUGAUGGAUUCUUCCAUUCUGGAGACCCGGACAGUGUGACUGCGCAGAUCAUUAUGUGUUUCCGUGAGUUGUGUGCGCUCUGCUGGAUGCUGCACGUCAGAGACCAGCUCAGCGUCUCCUGUAGAAAAUACCAGAGCGCGAGAAAACAGGAGAAAAGCACUCAGCUGAGUGCUAGGAGUGUGUCAGAUCUGUGUGUGGAGGCUCUCUGCUGGGCUCGCCGUCUCCUGCCCUUCUGCCGCUUCCUGAACGCAGAGGAAACCUUGCAGGAUUUAGUGCUCAGCCUGCUGUCUGAACUCACACCCAGCCGUCUGACAGCAGAAACUCUGGCGAGAGUGUUUCCUGAUGAGCUGGAGUCUGUACGUGUGCCGCUGCGGGAGAAAUACACUUCACUGCUGCAGAGACUGAGGCCUGUGAUGGUGCCAGUAAACAGCACAGCAGAUGAAGACGGUGAAAGCGUGAUGGUUGUGGUCCAGGAUGAGCUGCGGCGGUGGCGGCGGGAGCUCCAGCGGCGGGAGAAAAGUGUGUGCGCUGCGGAGCCGUAUCUGUGGGAGAGAGAAGAGGAGGAGGACAGAGGAGCUGCUGGCGUCUCAAUACUGCACAGACUCUCGUUAGGGACCAGUCUGAGCGACAGCACACUGACCGAUUGCGGACGACCACUAGUUUACAGUGAAGGAGACACACUGUCUGAGCCCCUAACCCCACAGCAGCACAACAACAGCAAAUCAAAGCUUCACGAUGCGCCUGAGAAAUCGACACGGCACAGAAAAGGAAAGAGAUCAUGCUCGAUUGAACCCAGCGAAUCAAAACCAAGAGCGCCAACUGUGGGAAGCUGGGACUUUGAGCUGGAGGACGACGAGUUCCUGCUCUUCUUAGAUUUAUUUCUCAGUUACGUUCUGGAGAAGGACAGACUGGAGGCGGAGGAGUUUCCUUUACUGAGCAGUUUCUGCCAGCCGCUGCGCUCUCAUGAGCUGCACUCGGUAAACUUCGACAUGUUGACCGCUCUCAGACGCCGACAAAGAGACGGACGCAAGACCAGCACACAUCUACCUCUGUUUCGGGCAGGACGCUGCUUUCAGACUGUCCCCAUCACUCCUGAACGUCCGCAAUCUGGCACAACUACAAACACCGGUGGUCCUCAUGGGAAGCAUCAGGGUCUGUUUAGUCUUCGUCAGCAGGCUGCAUUAACGCCCAAAGGGAAUCUCUCAGACGUUAAGAUUGUUCCUCAAGCUGAAGUGGACGUUCAGAUAGAGCUGGACUCUUCUCUGGAAAGCAGAUUUCCUGAUCUGGCUCGGCUGCUGGAGUGGAUGAUGCGCUGGGCUGAGCGGCGGGUCCUGCUCAGGAAGACCACAGAGGGACGGGGUUUAGUAGUCAUGAGGGUCAGAGGGUCAAGUCCUGCAGUGCUGACAGCACUGGAGCUGCUGGAGCGGAGAUACAGCGCCGCCCUGCUGGGAGAAAACACUCAUCACACACACUCUACACAUCGCUCUGAACUCCGUCAGAGGGAGGAGUCUGAUGUUCCACUGCUGCCGUCAAUCACAGACUGGAGGCGGAGCCAAGAGAGCAACCCGGACACCAGUGACACGAGGUCAGCAGAGAUGCCAAUAACACACCAGCACAGCCAGAGCCACGAUGUGGAUGAAGCUGAGGGUGUGGAUGAAACAGAAGAUCUUCUGUCUGAACACGAGGACACGCUGAUCUCUGAUCAGCAGAGUCACAUCACUGAGCUCAGAGGAGACGUCAGACACACAACUGCAGCUGAACACGGUGAGAGCAGUGUUGAUGAUGUCACUGAGCUGUCAUUGGCCAAUCAGAGCAGAGCACACAGAGAUCAGGCAUUAACAAUGGCCGAUCUGGAGAGUCAGGACUCAGAUGAGCAGUCAUUACAGUCACUAUCUGAGGCUGAUGAUCAGGUGUCUUCUGGAGCACACAGAUGUGAGGCUUCUGAAUCUGAACCGUCACGGAUGAUGAAAGCGGUGCAGACUCAGAGCGGUGCUCCUCCUGAAGCUCACAGGGAAGCACAGAGCGACGGCGUCCGACAGCUGCUGCAGGAUGAGCUCUUCAGACUGGUGCAGCUCCAGCAGAUCAACUUCAUGAGCCUCAUGCAGGUGGUCGGAGCGUCUUUCGCAAACCUGCCGCUGCCUCAAGCAAACCUGCAUCAGCCCGGUGGGAUUCCACCACAGCCCAGCUCGAUUACCCAGAAUAUCCAGCAAAACUUCCGAGAUGACACCAAUCAGCCAACACAAGCAUGCAGGCCUGACAGAGUGGCUAACAGCCAGGAUGAUGACCAGAGGGCUGAAAUGGAGCAGAGAAACCCACCCUGCAAAACUCAGGAAAUCGAGCACUUGACCAUUCGCUCAGACUGGCCAGAGGACGCUCAAACCAACAGCAGGAGUUUCAUCCCUACAUCUCAAGGGCUUCUGACCACAGCUGAUCAUCAGGCAUCCGGUAGCAAGAAAGUCUCUGAAGGCCAGCCGAGAGCAGCUCCACAAGCACAUGGACUCAGACUCCUGCAGCUCCAUCCUCCUCAAACUCUCCUGCCCAGACCUGCUGCUCCUCCUCCUCCACAUCAUGCUCCUUUUCCUCAUGCUCCUCCCUCUUCUUAUGCUCCUCCCCCUGUUCAUGCCACUCCUCCUUAUGCUCAGCCCCCUCCCUCUUCUCACGCUCCUCCUCCUCCCCAUCAUGCUCCACCUUCUCUGCAUGCUCCGCCUCUUCAUGAUCCUCCCACUGUUCAUGCCCCUCCUUCUCCUCAUGCUCCACCUUCUCUGCAUGCUCCUCCCCUUCAUUCUCCACCUUCUCGGCUUGCUCCUCCUUAUCAUGCCCCUCCUCCACAUUCUCAUGCUCUGCCUCUUUCCCAUGCCCCUCCUCCACAUGCUCCGCCUCCUCCUCAUCUCCCAGUGAAGCAGGCCUGGGGUCAGUCUGGAUCUGCCUUGGGAGUAGAUUAUUCUGCAGCUCCUCCAUCACAUCUCCCUCAGAGGACUGCAGGAGCUCCUGAAUCUCUCCGUUUGCCUUCUGCUGCUCUUAGAUCAGCUCCUGUCGGCCUGCCUCUGCUCAGAUUUCACCCUGAUGCCCAGAGACCCGUCACGCUGCCUCAUAUCCCACAAACCCCUGCGCUGAAACCACCCAAUCUGAGCUCCACUGCAGCAAAUCAGUAUUAUCCCAGAAUUCAGCUGCUGCACCGAGAGCCGGAUCCUCCUUGUUUGCGGUUCAGCUCUGCGCCGGUACGAACCCCUCGCCUCAUCCCGCUGGAGGAUCUGCUGAGAUGGAGCUCAGUGAAGCAAACCAGAGCAGAGCCCAAACUACAGCUAAUCAAGACUGAACCCGUCCCGCAGAACCAGAGCUCCAGCAGCCCGUCCAGCAAGAGAAAGAAGAGGAGAGAGGAGAAGAACCAAGAGCAGAAGCCUGGAGUCACCUUCAGACCCGAGGACUCCAUCAUUCCUCCAGAUGAGCCUGCAGAAGAUGAGCCAGAUCAGGAUGAUGGAUACACCAUUCCUUCAGGUGUGUUUGACUCUGAGUUGAGUGGACUGCCGUUGUUGGAUAAAGCUUACGUGACGUCAGCUGAGCUUCACGCGUUUGCUUCGACACAGAAAAGACCUGCGGAGAUCCAGGACGCCUCCACAAACACUGAAGCAGAUCCGCCUCGCUCCAUCACAGAUAAAGCCGUUUCUGUCCAGAUUCCUCCAUCUCCCAGCAUGCCAUCUGCUCCUGAAGGAGGACUGCUCGAUGUUGCUCCAGUUGUUCCUCCAGACGUCUUCAUGAACCUUCGGUACGCUAAAGAAAAACCAUCAGACCAACCGGAGAACAGCAGCCGUCCAGAGUCAGAUCAUGGAGGAGUUACUGUGAGUCCUGAGGGACGGAGGUUCAUCAAUGUGGUGGAUCUGACAGACGAGUCUCUUCUGGAGAAUCUGCCUCAGUCUCCGCCCACAUCUGCUCAACUCCACCUACUGGCAGCAUCUGUCGUAAACCACGCCCCUAACCCCUCCCACACCUUCACCCCAAACACGCCUGAAGAGAUUCCAGAGCCCUCAGUAGUGUGCACGUCUCCUGAAGCUGUUCUUAGUGGAGACCCCGUGACUCUGAGUGUCCUGGCUGGCAUCCGAGCUCCCCGAUACUCCCUAGAGCAAGUAAUGACCAACGUUCGGGCUUCCCGGGACCCCCUGGAGCAGAUAAUGAUGUCCCGGAGUCAGAUCUCAGCACGGCUCUCAGAGAUGGACAAUCAGCUGCUCAGACUGCAGAGCAUCGCUGACCACAUGGACAGAGAGUUUGCUAAUACCCGACUGCUGGUGAACCAUAUUGAGACGCACAGUCCCUUACUGACGGCCAGUGUGGAGAAGAAACCCCUGUCCAGCUCUCUCAGAGUCAUACAAGAAGUGAGGAGUUUCUGUCCUUCAGCUCAUCAUUCUGGAGCGACGGCAGAUCCACAGAGAGGAGACCAGGAGCUUCUGUCUUCACCUGAGCUGAGAUCAGUUCAUCAUCUGCACUCUCCUCUGACAGUGAAACCAGAGCAGUGUGAUCCAGAUACUAAUCAAGAUUUGAUGGCGUCUUUGCUGGAGGAUCCUGGAAGAGCGGCGGAUGAGACUCUCGGCGUGAGCGGCCUCAGUGACGUCAAAGACAUUCUCAGCGAGUUAAUCAGAGAUGGGGCUUUAUCCCGCUCGGUGCUGGGUCUGUCCCGCUCAGAUACGCUUCAUCCGAGCAGGUCUGGAGUCAGGAUGGAGGAUCAGCGCAGAGAUGUGAGGAUGUGGAUGAGGAGGAAACAGAGAGAGCGGUUGAGCGAGUACCGCAAACAGAGAGAAGAAAAGAGAGAGAGAGAACGCAGACCCUUCGUAUCUCCACAUACACGCACGGUGACUUCUGUGGAUCUGGCGGCCAACAGGAAAACUAAAGAAGAGCGAGACAGGCUGAUUCUGCAGGAGCAUCAUGAACAGAGAGCUCGAGACGCCUGCAGCCUGAUCUCAGACCUGCUCAACACGCCGCUCCAUCAGCACACACCAGCCCAGCACACACUCAGGAGCAGAAGUCAGUCCUCUGGGAAGCAGAAGAGAUUUUCAAGCAGUCCGAGCGGCGCACACACACUAGGAAAGACUGUUGUUCUUCAGAGGAAACCUGCGGUGAAACCCCACGGCUCACUGAGCGGCAGACUCGGCCUGCACAGACCAGCCAGUGCUCUGCCAGCAGAUCGGCUCUCUCAGGUCACUCGCCGCGGGAUGCUGAGCGACAACAGAAACAGACAGAACAGGAGCGUUCAGCACAAGAUGGGCAGUGGUGUGCAGUCAUCCUCCGUGAAGCAGGAUCUGCAGGCGGGUGUUGAGGAUACUAAUGAACUGAACACUGAGAGUGUGUGGAGUCCUGCAGAUCAAGAGCACAGGAUCCUCAUGCUGGACCCGCAGCACAACACACCGGAUCUACUGGAUCUGGACGCUCUCUCUCCGCUCAGCUCAGGCAGUGUGUUGAGUCGGCUGGACUGGGCUGAAAUCGAGCGUUUGGUGGCGGACGAACAACAGCAGGACUGAAGCUUCUUCUGCCUCCAGAUGUUGCACAGCUGCAGAUCUCCACUGUGAAGGAUUGUGGGAUUUGUGUACGACUGGAGCAUUUGUGUUGAGGGCACAGAUUCCAGCACAAUAAACAGAGAUGGCUCAUGCUGGGAUUGCUUUACUGAUACCUGACAGCACACAGGACCAUUUACUUUAAUGUGAUUAUCUGUAAAUAAAAGCGUCGUCUUGCAUUUCUAAGAUUCGCUGUUGAAAAUCCUUUAAUAAAAUGUCAAGCUGAA